Alnus glutinosa is the source of this 1021-nucleotide messenger RNA. RefSeq lists its product as uncharacterized. Lineage: Eukaryota; Viridiplantae; Streptophyta; Magnoliopsida; Fagales; Betulaceae. The coding region runs from base 221 to 955 and encodes 244 amino acids. The record is from RefSeq and is a predicted model, not a curated record. The transcript is spliced from 4 exons.
GGAACUGGGAACGAACCUUCAUACAAGAUCUCAAAGAUUCCUGAAACUGCAUAAAUUUCUUUACCCUCCGUGCAAGACUGAGAAAUUAAUCAUUCUAUCUCUUCCACUUGUUUGAGAAAAAAAUUCAUCCAAUAUACAUGUUCUUCCUCUAAAAGAGAGAGACACAGAGAGAACACCCCUGAACAGAGCAAAAUUGAUUGAUUAAUGUGCAUAUUCUCUCAUGCGCCUCAAUCAGAAGUUUAGAGAUAGAGCAAUGACUAUGGCAAUCGCAACACCCGUUUUCAUAUUUGCGAGCAUUUUUGUUGCAUGGGCUUUAGCGAGUCGUGCUAGGAAGAAAAAAACUAAGAUUCAACGUUUUCCUACGAGGUCUACGUCCAUCGGAGCUCUCCACGGAGGAAAACUCGCCUUGCACAGAUUGGCUGAUUAUCAUGAAGCGCAAGAGAAUGCAGCAGCACUGCACACAGCUGAGACAGAGUUAAAGAAUCUACUUGAGCAGGAGCAGCCUGACUUUGAGCAGCUCCAGCGAACGGUGGCAAAGCUGGAAAUGAGCGGGAAAGAAGAUGAUGCCGUGGAAAUGUUAGAAAAAGCAGUGAAGGCACAUGAGGUGAAGAAACAAGAAGCCUAUGAGAUCGAAAUGUUGCUCGUGGAGAUGCUCAUCUACAAGGGAGAUUUUGAAAAGGCUUCUAACUGCGAGUGCUUGAAACAUGAAGAAAUUUCUGAUGCUCGACGUCCACUCUAUAAGGGUAUCAUUCACCUCAUGUUAGGUCACCCCAAGGAACAAGCCAAAACAUGUUGGAAAGAUUUUAAGAAUUUUCAAGAACACUUUCAAUGGCCACCUAAUUUGAAAGAUAGCCAAGUCGACAACGACAUUACCAAUUUCAAGAAGUUUGAGAACGUAGUGAAGUUACUCAAAGAUGAUAUCCACAAGGCGCAUGCAAAGAAAACACAAAAGUAAGAAAGAUAUAUGUUAGGUGUACAACAAUACUGAUGUGUCUAGUAUUUUAAUUUUUUUUUAAAAAAA